GGUACAGCAUGAAUUGUGUGGAAUAUUGCAUUUUUAUAGUGUAGCUCAUGAUAAAAAUGUAGGCUAUUAUGACAUAUUAUGUCAUUUUUCCUGCGGAGAAAUGAGGACAAGUGUCCAUGUAUUGAGGGGGGGGAAAUAUGAUGCAAUAAAAAUUCUUUUUGUCCUUGACCAUUUGUUUAGUCAGCACGUUUCACAAACUCAAUGUUGCAUGUUUAUCCAAAAUGAAGAAGCCUAUUAGCCGCCUAAUGUCAGGAAAUUAUGUCAUUGUUUCCGUGUUGUCCUGUAGUUUACAAGAGCUUCGUCCUGCUUUUCCGCGUUUUGAGGGAUGCGAGUCCUGCUGAGCUGCACAAACCCGCGCGGUGUCUGUACAGCGGGACUCAGUCCAGCGCUCGCCGCUCACCAGACAACAUGAACCGGCCGAUCAGAAAGGCUCAUUCGCUGCGCUGCUGCUCGAUGCUCGAGGUCAAGAGUAAAUAUGGUGCAGAGUUCAGGAGGUUUUCCGUGGAUCGCUACGAGCCUGGCAGAUAUAAAGACUUCUACAGACUCAUAGUGCGUUUACAUCAGCUAUGGCAUACGGACGUGUUUAUCGGAUAUGCAGAUGUUCACGGAGAGCUGCUGCCUAUCAAUAAUGAUGACAACUUCUGCAAAGCUGUGAGCUCCACACAGUCUUUACUGCGCAUCUUCAUACAGUUGCGAGAGGAAGCAGAGCAGUGCAGCGCCUGUCCUGAUGACAUGACCAAACGCAAGAAAUCCAUAAGCCACAGAAAACCAGCGUUUCAGAUCAGCAAACCACACAACUUCCGUCCCGUUUCCUCCAUCAUUGAUGUGGACCUCGUCCCGGAAUCCCACAGGAGAGUUCGCUUGUACCGGCAAAACUCAGACCGUCCUCUUGGCUUCUUUAUUCGCGAUGGCACCACAGUCACCGUCACUCCAUACGGCCUGGAGAAGCGCCCAGGGGUCUUCAUCUCCCGCAUUGUGCCCGGCGGACUGGCAGCCUGCACGGGUUUGCUAGCCCUCAACGACCAGGUCCUGGAGGUGAACGGUAUCGAGGUUUCAGGCAAGACUUUGGAUCAGGUGACGGAUAUGAUGAUCGCCAACAGCCACAAUCUCAUCAUCACAGUCAAACCUGCAAACCAGCACAACAACAUCACUCGCAAAAGCUGUGCUUCUUCAACAACGGGACAUUAUUUCGAGAGCACAGAGUCGGUUUGCUAUCCCGGUUUGCCAAUGAUAAUGAAAGCCUAUGGUUUUAAUGGCUCGGAGAGUGAAGAAGAUGUAGAUUUGGUCAUCGAGAGGCCUGUCAAACAUCAAUAUUCAUCUCCACAUGUUAGCACUUCAUACAGGCCUCAGGUUGCUCCCGGAAGGCCGAAUUCACUCCUUUCAGCAGCGUCUUUUCGCUCUCAACCUUGUCUUGCUUGCACUGGACACACCGGGCUAAGGAGUGUGAGCGACAGGCAGGAUUAUUAUGGGUUUAAAGCGGCCAUCAGACAGGAAAGCUGCAGCUCUGGUGAUGUUCGCAACUCAUGGCAGGUCGAUCUGAGUUCUCAUUUACUCCUGCCUCAGGGGGCGAUGGAGGAGGACGGGAUUGUUGUCUUUUUGUAGAAGAUAAACCUUCUGGAAGGACGACACCAAUUAGGG
Danio rerio (zebrafish) is the source of this 1638-nucleotide messenger RNA. It is a transcript of the gene pard6ga, whose product is annotated as par-6 family cell polarity regulator gamma a. Gene Ontology annotation, cellular component: bicellular tight junction; cytoplasm; plasma membrane. NCBI's taxonomy places the organism in Eukaryota, Metazoa, Chordata, Actinopteri, Cypriniformes, Danionidae. The record is from RefSeq and is marked validated.